Messenger RNA from Beta vulgaris subsp. vulgaris (sugar beet), 724 nucleotides. RefSeq lists its product as hypothetical. The transcript is spliced from 3 exons. The coding region runs from base 141 to 539 and encodes 132 amino acids. The record is from RefSeq and is a predicted model, not a curated record. Lineage: Eukaryota; Viridiplantae; Streptophyta; Magnoliopsida; Caryophyllales; Amaranthaceae.
AUCCUAAAUUGUGCAUCUAUAAAAGAGACUUCAUUCUGUCAACUUCAAAUUAAACAACAAGAGAUUGAAAAUUGAGUUAACAAAUUACAUUUCUAAUAUUAGUGUUAUUGUAAACAUUAAUUAGAAAAUACUACUUCAUAAUGGAAGGAAAAGAUACCAAGAGCUGCUGCCCACCUGGUAAAUCUUGUGGGACUAGUGAUGUUCCAUCCAACAAAGAUAAAGCAUACUGCAAGUGUGGACCAGGAUGGACUUGUGUGAUCCGCAAAAUUGAAGAGCCUCAAACCGAUGCCAAGCCUUUCUACAACUGCAGUGAUGAUGCCUGUGUUUGCAUCACGGAUGAUUCUAAGAAAGGAGAGGCCUCUGGAGAAAAACUAGUAGAGACAACAGGGGCAUAUUGCUAUUGUGGGGAAGGAUAUGCAUGCACCAUCACCAAAACUGAGGGCCCUGAUGCCGGAAAAGUGUUCUUCGAGUGUGGCAAUGGCUGCAAGUGUGAGGUCCCUGCUUCCGGAUCCGAAGUCGUCGUUCUUAAGGAUGCCUAAUAGUUGAUUGAUUAGGCUGUGUACUGUGUUAGGAAGGAUGUUUAAAGAACUUAAUUGGCAGCACAAUAAUGUUUAAGAGUAUUCUGUCCCUACUUUGUAUUGGGUUUAUUAGUUGUGUUGAAUGAUUUAUGUAAACCUUACAAACCAUUUGCUGUCAAUGAAAAUGUUCCUGUUGUUAGUUUGUA